UAAAAUGAGCUGCUUAUUGUUCUCUCUCUCUUUAUCCAACUCCAAAACAAAACCAAACCAAGUUCUUGAAAAAUAUUUAGAAUAGCAAAAUAAUUGAAUGGAGUGCAGUAGUAGUUGCAGUCAUUUCCGAAGCUCUUAUUCUUCUUCUUAUGCUUCUUCUCCUUUAUUAUGUCCUUCUACUCACUCUCUGUUCCCUUCCAACCUUAGAUUUUCGCACAAAUUAAAGGUACGGUAUCGUUUGUUGAUAAGAAACGCUUGUGGGUUUGAUGCUAAUGGCUCUGGUAAUGGGUUCCCAAUCACACCCAACAAGCUUUUCAUGCAAGAGACAAUUGGAGCUGAAUAUGGAGAAGGUUUCGAAACUUUUAGACAAGAUGGGCCUUUGAAAAUUGAUGUGGAUUUUUUGAAUGAUAGAUUGCAAGAAGGUUUUCUUCAUAGGAUACGCUAUGCUAUGAAACCAGAUGAAGCCUAUGGUCUUAUCUUCUCAUGGGACAAUGUUGUGGCAGAUGCCCGUGCUAUGAAGUUGAAUGUGUGGAAGCAGCUUGCAUCUGAAGAGGGAAAGGAAAUUCCUGAAGAUGGACAUGCACACAAGCUGAUGCUAUAUGCAGGUGCUGAUCAUGUACUGCACAAGGUGUUGCGCUGGGAGACAACAGAAAGUGAAUUGGAUCGAUUGAAGUUGAGGUUGUCACAUCUAUAUUAUGAUCAUCUACUUAGACUAAGAGAACCGACUGAGGGUCUAAAAGAGUGGCUGGAUGCUGUAGCUAGAGCUCGCAUUCCUUGUGCUGUUGUUUCAAGUCUAGAUCGGGUAAACAUGGUAGGGGUUCUGGAGCGGAUGGGGCUCAAGAAAUACUUUCAGGCAAUUGUAGCUGAGGAAGAUGGCAUGGAGUCCAUGGCUCAUAGAUUUCUGUCAGCUGCUCUAAAGCUAGAUCGGAAACCAUCCAAAUGUGUGGUGUUUGAGGAUGACCCCAGAGGCAUAACUGCUGCACACAACUGUACUAUGAUGGCCGUGGCACUAAUUGGUGCACAUCCUGCGUAUGAACUGGUGCAGGCUGAUCUCGCAGUUGCUAGCUUCAAUGAACUUUCAGUGAUCAAUCUCCGGAGAUUAUUUGCUAAUAAGGGUUCCAGCUUUAUGGACAAGGAGAAGCAGAUUAUAGAGAAAUCUCCUUCAAAAAGAAAGCUAACAAUUGACACCAUCUUCUGAUCUGUUCGCACCUUGCCCUUCUGGUGCUUACCUUCUCCUCACUGUACUUAAACAUCAUACCAUGUUUUGAUCUUCUUUUCGACCUUUUCUACUCAGCUAUUAGAUUCUCUUGGGUUGUUUUACAUUCUUUAUACAAUAAUUAGCAGUUGGCUGGCAGUCCUUAUAUCAAGUGAUCGUCAUCCAAUGACGCGCCGUAUUCAAAUAUGUUGAAUUGGUAAACCGUGUAAUCAGGUUGAGAACUGUAAUUUUGUCGCGGAAAAGAGUUCAUUCUUUCAUUCAAAUGUUGAGAAAGAGAAAGAUGUGAAGCUGCAAUGGUUUAAGUUUCA
Ricinus communis (castor bean) is the source of this 1524-nucleotide messenger RNA. RefSeq names its product 5-amino-6-(5-phospho-D-ribitylamino)uracil phosphatase, chloroplastic. Lineage: Eukaryota; Viridiplantae; Streptophyta; Magnoliopsida; Malpighiales; Euphorbiaceae. The transcript is spliced from 11 exons. The coding region runs from base 98 to 1198 and encodes 366 amino acids. The record is from RefSeq and is a predicted model, not a curated record.